Molecule: messenger RNA, 1579 nt
Organism: Daldinia caldariorum
Lineage: Eukaryota; Fungi; Ascomycota; Sordariomycetes; Xylariales; Hypoxylaceae
Exons: 1
Coding region: 317-1438 (373 amino acids)
Source: RefSeq, a predicted model, not a curated record
CUGAACGCCAUAAACUCACUGGGCGUGCAUGUUGAACUAUCGAACGAUCUGCUGGUACUAGCUUGCCAAAAGGGUCAGCACGAUAUGGCUUUAACCCUUCUAGAGAGAGGCGUGCCUGUAGACGGCAAUGAAUGGUCCUGGCAUGAGAAUUUCGAGUUCCCACUUUGGGCGGGAAAGUGGGAGUCCCUGUAUCGUGUAUCUACAGGGUCUACGGCAUUACUCUGUUCAAUCUACAGCAACAUGGAGGAUGUUACUUUGAGUAUAUUAUCCCUCGGUGCGAACACCGGUGCUGACGAUCACAAAUGGGAGCCCGCAGAUGGUCUCUGAUAUCCUCCAUCUGAUAGCCGAAAAGGUUGGGAAGAAGGCAGUAUGUUUCCCGGACCUUCUCUUGUUUAUCGUUGAGAGUAUGCCCGGGGUACCGUUUUUCAUUGAAAAGGCGGAAAUCCUUUUCAAGAACGGCUGCAGGAUGGACACGGACUUUGGCGGCGGCCUGACGUUCCUUGACUGGGCAGUCAGGAAUAGAAAGAACUACUACCUGAAAAGGGCGCUGAAGGUCGCGACGAAGUUCAACCUCGAUCGCAAGUACCUCGAUACCUUUCUCGAGGAAAUCGUUACCGACGCUGCCUAUACCGAUUUGUCGGGCAGCGAGGCGGCAGAGUCUGUGAAGAUUCUUGUGAGCAACGGCGUCAAAAUUAAACCGAAGGUCUUGAUCUCCACCGCGUUCCGUCUCGUGCACCAAAAAGCUCCUUGGCCUGGGCAAAUGCUCGACGCAUUGAUCGACAUAGGUUUCCCGCGCAAGCUGUUGCCCCAGCUUGUCACGUCCGCGCUGGAGAAAAAGGCAGACCCCGAGAUUGUCUUGACGGUUCUCGACCGCAUCAAACCUCGUCUUUGGCGCCGUCACCGCAAGUGGUUAUUUGCGGCUAUCCGAAGAGGAUACGACCAGCUCGUCGGCAGGCUCCUGGAGGAGACUUGGAGGGGAGGUAUAAACUCUGUGGCUGGUGGACGAACACUUCUCUGUAGAGCCUUGGAGGACGCCAGGAAACACUCCACCUCUCUCACUGUCACUUCGGUGCUUAUCAAGCACGAUGCCGACCCAUUCUUGCCGACAAGGCAUUGCGUCUGUCACCGCAAGAAGCAUGCGACUUCUGCUUAUGAGAUGGAACCUCUCUCGGCCUUCGAGUUGGCCGUGCACAAGGGCGCGCUUAAGGCCGCCAAAGCAAUGUGGGGAAGCAUCGUUCCGGAAGAGCGACCCGAUCCAAAGCCCUUCUUGGAAUGCCUUCCGAACAUAAGUCGGCAAUCGGAUCGAGAUGAAAUGAGGAAGUGGUUGGAAGAUCCCGUUGUAGAAGAAGAUGACUACCUAAGGUACCUACAGUAUUUGUCGGACCCCUGGCCCCAAGACGAGUUUUCAAGUUUUAAUGAAUCUGACGAGCAGAUCUAAGGUGCAAGGCGUUAUUGGAAAGAACACUCACUAUAUAUUAUUUGGACUAUUGAAUAGAUUCUUAUAUACCCUAAUUUUAAUUCCUUAUAACCUCAAUUCAAGAAUACUCUAGGUACUCUAUCGCAACAUGGAGAUUUGUCG